This is a messenger RNA of Penicillium subrubescens, 3009 nucleotides long. Its product is annotated as La domain family. Gene Ontology annotation, biological process: mRNA stabilization; positive regulation of translation. The transcript is spliced from 2 exons. The record is from RefSeq and is a predicted model, not a curated record. Gene Ontology annotation, molecular function: RNA cap binding. NCBI's taxonomy places the organism in Eukaryota, Fungi, Ascomycota, Eurotiomycetes, Eurotiales, Aspergillaceae. Gene Ontology annotation, cellular component: cytoplasmic stress granule; cytosol. The coding region runs from base 1 to 3009 and encodes 1002 amino acids.
AUGAGCGCUACAUUUUCCUACGCGCAAGCCGCCAAGGGCGUUUCUGCCACCCCUGUGGUGCCCAGCAAGUCUACAUCAACAGAACCAGAGAAGUCGGAUUCCAAGACUGAGGAGCCCAGCGAGAGUGUUCCUGCCCCGACUGAGUCUGUGACCACUGCUUCCGAGACCGAGACGCCGCAGGAGCCCGAGACUGCCACGACAAGUGUGAACAAUGAUGCUGAGUUUACUACCGUCACCAGCAAGCACGCUCAUCGAUCCAAGGCCACCAACUCCCGGACUUCGUCCCCAAGUGUUCGGUCAAAUGUCGCACAAUCGAAGGAGGGUGAUGCCUCUAAUACCUCCAAUGGAACCACUGACGCUUCCUCUGAGAAGCAGGCUCAGUCUGAUGCCAAGGCUGACAAGACUGAGAAUGGCUCGGAGACCUCUAAAGAGAAGUCUGAAAAGCCCGAGAAAUCUGAGAAGGCCGAGAAGGCCACCCCUCCCAAGGAGCUGAAGGCUGCUCCUCUCCCCUCCGUGAACAUCUGGCAGCAACGAAAAGAGGCUCAGGAAGCCAAGGCCAAGACUACCCCGGCACCUGCUGCUGGCAAGGGUAAAUCCGAGGAGGGACAACAAGAGUCUGGCAAGGCUAGCUCGAAGAAGAAGGGUACCGAUGGUGCAUCUGAGGGUACCAAGGGCAAGAAGUCCGACGGCAAGGGCCGUGACGAGGCUUUGUCCUCUGUUGCGGACGCUUCAUCAUGGCCGACUCCCCAGGUUGCUCUGGGUGAGGAGAAGAAGAAGGCCCAAGAGAAGACGGAUAAGCCCGAGCGAACUGAUAAGAGCCCCGCCUCUCGAUCCCACGGCAAGGAAAAGUGGAUGCCUGUCAACUACGUCCCUACUGCUGUGUUCAACACCCCUCUCCCAACACCGGCUGGCCGUGGUGGCCGCAAACCCACUCGUGGUGGACGUGACGGUGGACGAGGAGGUGCUCAUGGUGCCGGUGCUGCCGCCGGUGACAAGACUGCUUCUGGACAAGCUGCUCCCGCCAAGCAGGCCCCCGGUGAGCGUGGUCGGAACGAGACUGGCAGCGGUCGCGCAGCUUCUCUUCCCGCGCAUGCCAGACGCUCCACCAGCGCUGACGUUGCCAACCAGGAGGCUCGUAAGGGCCAGGCCGCAGAGCGUGGCCGUGGACCCCGUGGUGCCGAAGAUGCCACCACGAACGGCAAGCAGGUCAACGGCGGCGAGCAUUUCCCUCGCUCCCAACGUGAUGGCAAGCAGUUCCCACGUAACCAGGAUGCUCGGGCUGGUGACCGCAACUCGAAGAAUGCUCACCUGGGUGUUGACUCUCAGGCUGCUGCUCGUGCUAACGAGCGCCGUGUCGAGUCGGGCCCCAAGUCUGCGGACGUGAACCGUGAUGCUUCUGGUUUCCAGGACUUCAACCGCGAGCGUGGUGACUCCCGCGCUGAGCGUGGCGGCCGCAAUGCCAACCGCGGCCGUGGAGCCUACUCCAACUUUGCUCAGAACCCUCAGUUCGCCAUGGCCAACAACUUCGUGCCUGGCAAGUUCAGCUUCAACGACCGCCAGCGAUCUCACACCGGAGUUCCGAACGGUCAGCAACAGAACAACCGGAUUCCUCUGCGCUCACCGUCAUUGCCCGCGACUGCUGGCAUGUACAACAAUGUCUACCAGUUCCCCGCCGAGAUCAACACUAUGUACCCCUCCUACCCUGCCAAUGUGGCUCCUGGUCCUAUGAGCGCCAUGCCAUACCAGCAGUACAUGGAGCCUUUCAGCCUCAUGAGUAUGCUGUCCAUGCAACUCGAGUACUACUUCUCGGUUGACAACAUGUGUAAGGACAUGUUCCUGCGUCGUCACAUGGACUCUCAGGGCUUUGUGCCUCUGGGUGUCAUCGCCAGCUUCAAGCGUGUCAAGUCCAUGACUGAGGACUUUGAGAUGCUCCGUCACGUUUCCCGUGGCCUUCGCAACGUCGACUACCAGAUUGGUGAGGAUGGCGUGGAUCGUCUCCGCCCGAAGGAGAGCUGGGCCCAGUGGGUUCUUCCCGUUGACCAGCGGGACCCCUCGGCUCAGCAUGAGGGUGCUCCGGUCGUUAAGCACGCCAAGAACGACGAUAACGCUCCGAUCAACCAUAACGAAGGUGCCCCGAAUAGCUCGAUUCACAACGGACCUCGCCAGUUUGUCCCCAACGGAACCGCAUCUCGCGGAAAUCGGACGCCGCUUUCGUCUACUGCCCCAGAGUUCCAGCCGGCACUGAAUGAAAUUGCCAAUGUAGGACUCCCCAAGGAUCAUUCCUCCCUCGCCGAAGAGAGCACCCAGUGGACAGGCUCUUCUACUCCCCCCAUGGAUAACCCAGUUAUUGACAAUCAUCCCUCAGCGUGCGGACUAAGUUCGCCCCCGGAAACGUCGCAUCCCCCUCAGUGUGAAACGGAGUGGCCUUCCUCUAGCUUUGACAUGGACAAGGAAUGGGGCUCUCCAUCCAGUUCCGUUGCCCAUUCAGCGAUUAAGCUUCCGAAGAGGAAGGCCUGGCCGUUCAAAGCGAAGGAUACGCGAUCUUAUGACCCUAAAAGUUCUCCACCUCUCUACUACUCCCCCGACAUGUCCCAAUUCUACCACCCUUGGGGAUGGUCCCCAGCAGCCAAUUCUGCUGAGACCGGCACCCCUUAUCGUACCUGGUCACAGUACCUCCUGCGCGAUUUCAAUCUGCAACUGUACAAUGAAUUUAGGCGAUCAGCCCUUGAUGAUCUUUUCACACGACACACCGACUAUGGAUUCAACGCUCUAAUGAGUUUCUACGAAGCCUCUCUUCUCAGUCCCAUGCCUACUCCCGACCUGGUCCUUUCCGACAUUGUCAACUUGUCUGAUGACAGAACAACGAAGCUUAACAACGAGGUUUUCGAACUCCUCUGCUCGUCUAUGGCAAGUGGUGCGAUGGAGGACACGAACUGUCGCAGGCUUGGCUACUACUACAAGGGGGUGUAUGGCCAGAGCCGACCGGCGUGGAGGAACUUCACUGCUUAA